AUGUUACCUCCAAAAUUUAAGGAUCUUGGCAGCUUUACACUCCUAGUCACAAUUGGGAGCCUAGCUGUGGGGAAGGCCUUACUUGAUUUGGGUGUUAGCAUUAACUUGAUGCCUCUUUCUAUGCUCAAGAAGAUUGGGGAGUUGGAAAUCAAGCCCACUCGAAUGACAUUGCAAUUGGUGGAUAUGUCAAUCAAAUACCCUCACGGAGUAAUGGAGGAUGUGCUGGUUAAAGUUGACAAGUUCCUAUUCCCACUAGACUUUGUUAUAAUGGAGUUGGAGGAGGAUGUUGAAGUUCCUCUCAUAUUGGGGAGACCAUAUAUGAAGACUGCAAGAGUGCUAAUUGAUGUUGAUGAUGGCAAACUCAUUGUGAGAGUUCAAGAUGAAGAAGUGAACUUCAAUGUCUUUGAAGCCAUGUCUGACCCAAAAGAUAUUGGAGGAUGCUUCAGAGUUGAUAUGCUUGAUGAAGUGCUCAUGAGCUCCAAGAAAGAUCUACACGCCUCAUCCCCUCUAGAGAAAGCUCUAAUUGAUGCAUUUGAGACUCUCAAUGAUGAUGAGGAGAAAGAGAUUGAUGAGUGCUUAGCCAAUCUUGAUGCGUUGAAGGAAAUCCCUCCUCAUGAGGCAAAGAUGGAAGAUUUGAAGGGUGAGAAUGAAGUCACAGAGCCAAAAGUGGAGUUGAAGAUGUUGCCCCCACAUUUGAAGUAUGUGUUUCUUGAAGAAGAUAGCAACAAACAUGUGGUCAUCAGUAACUUCUUAUCACCCUCAAAAGAAGAAAAGUUGAUUCAAGUGCUAAGAGUCAACUCAAGAGUCAUUGGUUGGUCUAUUUCUGAUUGA
Messenger RNA from Vigna unguiculata (cowpea), 831 nucleotides. RefSeq lists its product as uncharacterized. The record is from RefSeq and is a predicted model, not a curated record. Lineage: Eukaryota; Viridiplantae; Streptophyta; Magnoliopsida; Fabales; Fabaceae.